CUUGUCCUGUGACUCAGAGGUCCAGCUGCCUACUGCAUCUACAUAGCUAAGGCCAUCUGUGUCCUGUUCAAACUCGAGGUCAACAGGCAGACUUCAGGUGUGUGUGGAUGUGGUUUCAGUCGUCUGUGCCUGUAGAAGCUGAGAACAUCCUAAAAGUUUUUGGAGAAGAGGAAGGAGAGGGGGAAGACAAAGAAGAAAAAAUUUAAAACCUGAGCAUCUGGUGAGCUGCAAGGACAACCUCUCAAAGGUCCUGUGACAGGUGCCGAGGAUCCAGACACUCUCAUGGCCUCUGGAGGUAGCUGUAGCCAUCUACCUGCCUGUUUUCUGCCCUCAGCCUAGACCUUGUGGCCUCCACACCACAGGAGGAUGAGGCCACCAGGACCAAAGCCCAUGCCCUGACCCUGGGUCUGUAGGGAUCCGCCUCCAAGCAUAUCUGGGGCAUUUGAGGGGUCGCCUUUCCUUUACCUUGUCCUCUCUGGUGUGACCAGGAGAGCCUGAGGAUGUGGAAGUCAGUAGAGUCAUGUGGCUCAGUCACAACUCCCAAAGUCAGACUCUUUUGUGUAAUUCGUUUGGGUCCACAGAGCGUAAAGUUUCUAUCGAGGAAGAAAUACUUCUUUAAUCUUGAUUUCGGGCUCUAUAACCUACAUGGAUGCAUGCAUUGUGAAUACAACUUGAAAAUCAGUAUCCACCCUUACUGUGUUCAACACGCCCUGAUAUCCAUUCAGUUUCCUUUUCCAAUGUUCCCCUUGAGCCAAUACGCUAGAGCCAGAACCAGAGAGGCUGAACGUCACACUUGGAGGUACCAGCACCACAGUGGCUGAUGUGCCAGCUGUUUGUGGGAUGAGUAAACCGGAACUGAGACCCUCCCCCCUUCGCCAGUGCUCAGUCUUCAUUUCCCAUUUGCUCUGAGCUCCCUGCUCAGCAAUGGUGCCUGAGUCAGCUCGGCUCCCAUCCCACGGUACAGCAGGAUGACGGCGGAACAGAAACCUGUGUCUUCUCUCAGCUCUGGAAGCCGGUGUCCACAAUGGAAGUGAGGGAGCAGAUGCUUCAUCAGUGAAGCCUCUGGGUGUCCCCAGGACAUGGCAGGCAGACGAGACCUGCAUCACCUGCUGGCUGAUGAUGGAGCAUGGGAAGCUUUUGUAUCUGAGACCAACUUGCCCAGGGAGAGGGCAGCCGCCCUGCACGAGGUGCUGAGGGAGCUCACAGCACUCCUGGCCAUCGCAGACAGAGACAGAGACAGAGCUCAGAAAGGCCUGAAGGGCAGGAAGAAGUUUCUGAAAGCAUUUCCUCGCUUGAAAGCGGAGGUGGAGGAGCAGCUCACACAGCUCUACACCCUGGCCGACCACGCUGAGGAGCUGCACAGGGGCUGCGCCAUCUCCAACGUGGUGGCUGACUCCUUCAGCACGGCCUCCGACAUCCUGGGCCUCCUGGGUCUGUUUCUGGCACCGGUGACAGCAGAAGGCAGUCUUAUGGUCUCAGCAACUGGGUUGGGGCUGGGGGUGGCAGCGACUGUCGCUGAUGUUGCUAAGUCAAUCAUGGAGGAUGCAAGCAGGCGUUCGGAUGAAGCUGAAGCCCAUCACCAUGCUUCAACCAGCAUGGAGGUCCUGGAGGCAGGAACCACCAUGGGUAGGAUUGCCAGCAGGGUCACUCGGGCUACCAGAGAUAUCACCAGAGACCUGGAAGCCCUUGAGCAGCACAUGGAUGCCCUCAGGCUGGUUAGAGCCAACCCUCGCUUAGAAGAAGAGGCCAGGAUCUUUACCACCACCGGAAACCUCCCUGCCCAACAGGCGAGAAAGGUGCAGACCACCAUGAAAGGAACCCCCCUGGCGAUGAGCAGGGAAGCCAGGAUCUGCAAUGCCACCUCCGCAGGUGUCUCCCUCCUGAGAGGAGUUGACAGCCUUGUGAACGGGGCGUCGCAUUUGUAUGAAGGGGCCCGGUCAGAGUCGGCUGAAGCACUGCGGAAGCUGGCUCGAGAGAUGGAGGAGAAGCUGGAGGAGCUCAUCACAUUCUCCAGGACGCUCUGACCAGGCUCCAGUCAGCCAGCCCCACGACGUGCUGAGGUCAGGGGAGAGGACAUGGAUAGAGGUGGGGACAGUGGAGGCAGUGUUAGAGAGAGAACGAGGGUGCACUCGGGCCCGUGGGUCAAAGCGUCCGGGUUUCUGUGUAUUGCUAUAUACAGAUGAGACCCACUGGAGCCUGAGAUGAGGUACCAGAGGACGUGCUGAUGAGGGACUGGGAAGAGGGGCCUCUGGACUAAACAUGGGGAAGCCAGGGAAAAGAAAGACUGGAAAGCCCUCCCCAUCAGAGCAGCUGGAAACAACAAAGCAGGAGACAGGAGACUCCAUUAAACGCAAACCCAGCGGAAGCUGUGUGUUCGCUAAAUAAGCCACUGGCCCUGCACUAGAGCCCGUGCUUUCCCCCAGCUCACCAGACCACCCCAUUCUCAGGCAUGUCUCCAUCCCCUAAAUAAACUGCUUCUGUUGUUACUGCCUCAA
Molecule: messenger RNA, 2495 nt
Organism: Psammomys obesus (fat sand rat)
Lineage: Eukaryota; Metazoa; Chordata; Mammalia; Rodentia; Muridae
Product: apolipoprotein L3-like
Exons: 5
Coding region: 1080-2024 (314 amino acids)
Biological process (GO): lipid transport; lipoprotein metabolic process
Cellular component (GO): membrane; extracellular region
Molecular function (GO): lipid binding
Source: RefSeq, a predicted model, not a curated record